This is a messenger RNA of Lingula anatina, 1763 nucleotides long. RefSeq lists its product as uncharacterized. Lineage: Eukaryota; Metazoa; Brachiopoda; Lingulata; Lingulida; Lingulidae. Gene Ontology annotation, biological process: actin filament bundle assembly; ruffle assembly. Gene Ontology annotation, cellular component: actin filament; ruffle membrane. The record is from RefSeq and is a predicted model, not a curated record. Gene Ontology annotation, molecular function: calcium ion binding; actin filament binding.
CCGAUAAUACUGGGGGUAUAACACCGGUGACAACCAAACCCGUAAGCAUCUUAAAGAAAUCCGCAGUUCCUCAGAAUUCGAAUACAGAGGAUCCUACAAUUUGGGAAUCUCGGCUAGAUUUUGGAUUAUCGGAUGAUGAUCACGAGGAAGAAGAGGAAAAUCAAAGAGAAAAAAACAAGGCAGAGAACAGUUCAAACGUUUGGCUAACAAAAUCCCACCCAAUUUCUUCGUCAUCGAUGAGACACCGGAGCGGAGACGGCGUCGAAGACAUUAAGACAGACAGACAGACCGAGGACCCAUCCUUCAUGAGAACUGAAAAUAAUAAUGGGCAGAAAAGCCCGCAACAAAAGGUUGACUUACUGAUUACAAACAAGGGAAGAAUUCGCAGUUGGGAACGACCAGGUAUUGAAAGAUCACGUCUGGUAAGACCGAGUAUCGUUGCUUCCAGGCGAUUGGACUAUGAGCCCUUUCCUCGUCUACCCUGGGCGGCUCUGCUGCUGCGGUCUGACGUCAAGCCAAGUCAAGCAGUGAUCGACAUGAGUUAUCAGAGCCCAUGGACAAACCCAGGAAAAGUAUUUGGAACUUCAGCCGGCAAGUUUUUUGGGUUGAUGAAAGAAGCUCAGUCUAAACAUUUGGAACGCAUGAAUAGGAUGUACCUACUUGAUGACAGAUACAGGGACGUCGAUCAUCUUCAAGAAAAGCUUCACGUUUACAAGAACCUUUUCUUGGAAUUUGACGAAAACGGCUCUGGUGAUAUUGAUGCUUUGGAAUUGAAGCGAAUGCUACAGAAGUUGGGAGUACAUCGAACUAAUCUUGAGAUUCGACGCAUGAUAGCGGAGGUGGAUUCUGACAGCUCUGGUACUAUAACUUAUCACGAAUUCUUAGCUAUGAUGCUGAGCAGGCGAUCCCCUCAACUUAAAUUAAUAAUUCAGUUUGAGGCUAAACACAAGAUACUCCAGCCACCAAAAGUCGGACCCCCUCCUAAGAAGGAUCUCAGGUCUUUGCCUUGAACAAUCAUACAAAGAAAAUAAUCGUUGAAAACAAUCGUGUGGAUAAAUAUGGAAUAUUCAUGUAAAUGCUUACCUUUAGAUAAGCGAAACGCCAGUGAACUCUUUGUGGAGGUUAUCGUAAUUUUUCCAAUAUUUGUAUACAUAAAUUCACAAUUAUUAUUCAUUAGCAUAUUAUAUUUGCGAUGUCUUAAAGCAGCGCAACUGGACAGAUUUGAAGUACGUUCGCAUUUGAUCACCUCCUUAGAUUUGAUUGACAACAGGAAAAGGGACGUGCGUGAAACUAAAGAAUUCAUACCUAGUUGCGUUUUCAAACAUGUAAUCUAAAGACAAUUAUAUACAUAAGAGUAUGCAGUGAAUUUGACAUUGAGAAUAGUCAGUUAUUCUCUGGUACCAUGAUAUUAAGAAUAAACUCUUGCUUGAACGACGUUUUGUACGCUUCACAACACGUUCCAAUAUGUAUGAGACUAUGACUAAGAAAUGUACAUAUCAUUUGUAGCUUAGAUUAGAAUAUCCGUUGCAGGCUGUUAUAACAGUUGUUCUUGUUUGUGUUUCUAUAUUUUUGUCUUCUUGUCUUUUCAUUUUAUCUAUUUCUUUAUUUGUUUAUUUAUUCACAUUUUAAUUAAUGACAUGUAGGCUAUAUCUGCGUUUCUGAAGGAGAGCAAACCCCACAUAGGCUAUAGUAGAAAUCUCCCCGUAGAAAUAUUUAGAAAUUGCACAUCCACUUACGUUUUUUGAACUGAAAACUUUGUAGCU